Messenger RNA from Cricetulus griseus (Chinese hamster), 900 nucleotides. NCBI's taxonomy places the organism in Eukaryota, Metazoa, Chordata, Mammalia, Rodentia, Cricetidae. The record is from RefSeq and is a predicted model, not a curated record.
AUGAACAACAAGGUGCAGCUGUUACCAAGAAGCAAAGGAAAUGCAUCUACAACCACAACUGUGAUAGACAACAAAAAUGGAUCUGUGCCCAAGUCCCCUGGAAAGGUACUGAAGAGGACUGUCACUGAAGACAUCGUCACAACCUUCAGCUCCCCUGCAGCCUGGCUCCUGGUCAUCGCUCUGAUAAUCACAUGGUCAGCUGUUGCUAUUGUUAUGUUUGACUUAGUGGAUUACAAAAACUUUUCAGCAAGCUCCAUUGCCAAGAUUGGCUCAGAUCCUCUAAAAUUCGUAAAUGAUGCUGUGGAGGAAACAAGUGACUGGAUCUAUGGCUUCUUUUCUUUGCUGUCAGACAUCAUCUCAUCUGAAGGUGAUGAAGAAGAUGAGGAUGCAGAUGAGGACAUCGAUAAAGGAGAAAUAGAAGAACCUCCUUUGAAAAGAAAAGAAAUACACAAGGAAAAGGCUGAAAAGCAGGAGAAACCUGAGAAGAAAAUACAAACUAAAGUUUCACACAGAGAAAAGGAAAAGGGAAAAGAAAAAAUAAAAGAUGGAGAAAAACCUGAGAAGAAAGCAACUCAAAAGGAGAAACUUGAGAAAAAAGAAAAAGCAGAGCCAAAGACAAAAGAAGACAAGAAAGUAAAGACUAAAGAAAAGACUGAAGAAAAGAUUAAGAAGGAAAUGAAAGUUGGGAAACAGGAGAAAGGGAAGCCAGCAGCUGCAAAAGUAAAAGAAACUCAGAAAACCACACCAAAAGCCAGGGAGAAGGAUGACAAAGAGCCUACAGCUGUGCCUGAGCAUGAACAGAAAGAUCAGUAUGCAUUCUGUCGAUAUAUGAUUGACAUGUUUGUCCAUGGGGAUUUAAAACCAGGUAUUCCAAACAAUUCUUAUUGUUGUCUGUUUUAA